Messenger RNA from Neoarius graeffei (lesser salmon catfish), 4945 nucleotides. RefSeq lists its product as uncharacterized. The record is from RefSeq and is a predicted model, not a curated record. NCBI's taxonomy places the organism in Eukaryota, Metazoa, Chordata, Actinopteri, Siluriformes, Ariidae. The transcript has 3 exons. Bases 99 to 1700 code for a protein of 533 amino acids. Gene Ontology annotation, biological process: regulation of transcription by RNA polymerase II. Gene Ontology annotation, molecular function: DNA-binding transcription factor activity; RNA polymerase II cis-regulatory region sequence-specific DNA binding.
CCCGCUGGUGAAGGAAGAUGGCGGUGUAUGAACAGCUGCAUGUCCGCUACAAAUUCUUAAACAUGACACUGAGAUUGAUUUCUCUGUAGUGCAGGGUAAUGGACAAGGAUAGAUUCGCUGCUGCCCCCAGCUCUUGGCUGGAGAUGAAUAACUUCAUUGGUGACCUUAUGGCUUUUAGCGCGUCUGGUUCUAGUCAGUUACUGAAAUGUCCGAACAAUCAGUCGCUCCGUGCUGCCUGGGAAAGCGUGGGACCUGAGACACCAGCAUCCAAAUCCUGUUAUCCCACUCAGAGCGACGCACCCAGCCAGAGCCAACGGAAAAACAUGGCAGGAAUCAGUUCGCAGUCUGGACAGAGGAUCGAGGGCUGUAAUGAGCAACAGUUACGACCAUAUGCUUGCAGAUGCCCAGGCUGUCCUCUGUCCUCGGCGUCCACCUCUGCAUCUACUAUGCAUGCACUUUGCCUGAAACCCAGAGACAGUUCUUCCUCUCAGGCUGAAACGUCGAAAGUGUCCAUAUCGCAGUCCAAAGAGCUGAGUACAGUCGCACUCGGCCUGGGCUCCUGUCUUAGCCUGGCUCUUUCUCUGGAAGAAAGAAACGGUGAGCCGACCAGCUUGUCCAACCCUGAACACCAGGAGAAAGGCACAAACACUCACAGUCCGACACCUGCUUCAAGCUCCAACCCCCAGAUCUGCGCCGCGCCUCUGCAGGCCUUCCCCUGCUUCUGCUGCCAUCCGUGCCCUCAUCUCCUGCAUCCCGCCCAGCAGGCAUCCGAGACCCACUUUGCCCACACGCACUCUCACCACCACUACCACCACCACCAUCACCACUGCCCGCUCACCGCCUGCCUGUUGUGCCAGCGUUCCUUAAACUGUGCCCAGCAGGAGGGCCACGCCCAGCGCCAGCACCCGUGCAUGCACUGCUCUGCGUUGUUCAUGCGGCCCUCGCAGCUGCUCCAGCACCAGCGCACCCAGCACUCGUCCAAAGCCGGUGGCUUCCUGUGCCCAGAGUGCGGCCGCGUCUUCAACUCGCACAGUAACCUCCGCGUACACCUUAACGUUCACACAGGAGCACGGCCUUAUACGUGCGCUGACUGCGGCAAGAGCUUCAGCCAGUCAGGAGCACUCAAGAUCCAUCGGCGCGUCCAUACGGGCGAGCGGCCGUACACGUGCACCUACUGUGGCCGAGGCUUCCCCCAUCUGGCUGGUGUCAGGGCACACCAGCGCAUACACACCGGUGAGAAGCCGUACCAGUGCAUGCAGUGCGGCAAGGGCUUUACGCAGUCAGGCGCCCUCAAAGUCCACAUGCGUGUCCACACAGGCGAAAGGCCAUUUAUUUGUAGCCUGUGCGGCAAGGGCUUCUCAAACCGCUCCGGUGUCCGCUUUCAUCAACGUACCGCGCAUGGCAUCAUCACCGAACCCAAUUCUGUAGGACGGCCAAGCCUGGCCAACUCAGACGUCCAGCAGAAGCAGGCUGAUCAGCCCAUGGAGCACAGGCCUCUUCCAAGCAGAAAAAUCUCAGAGGGAGAGGAAGUCCGAAGAUCCCUUCCUUACAGCUGCGAAGACUGUGGGAUGCGCUUUCAGGACGCUCUGUCCAGAAACAAGCAUCAGGCACUAGAGCAUUACCCCGCUGAGGAGGACGAGCAGAGUGAGACACACAGAACGGCACAAGGAGACCUGGGAGCAAAAAAGACGUUGGGUUAAUAACGUACAGUAUGUGAAUACCAUACUGUAACAGAUGUUGGAAAAAGUGUCUCAUGACGGAAUGACCAGAGUAGGCCAGUGCUAAAACCCUUUGUUUAAUCAUUGAAAAAAAAAAACUUUGUGUGCUUCUGUAUGUGGCCUUAAAUUUAUAAAAACUAGUUUUAGCACUUUCAACGGAAAAUUAAUGAAACGAAGGAAAGUGUGACAUUACGGGUACUGUGUGUGAGGAGUUUAAUAUGUUCUCCUAUGCGUCCAUGUUUCCGUUCUUUAAAACUAAUCAGUGUUCAUAGGUUCUGUGCAGAAUGGCUUUUUAUUAUUAUUAUUAUUGUUAUUAUUAUUAUUAGGUAUAGUGCUCGAAUACUGGACCAGAAGGAAAAGGAAGCGCAGCGGGGACAUCGAGAAUAAGAGCGAGUAAUCUUCAUUGGCCCGAGUCUGCUAUGAUUGGGACAGUUUGAGCGUGAACUGAAGCCACGGCUGGAUCUGGAACAGAGUGGAGGAGAUGGAUCAGAAAAAAGCCAGCGAUAGUGCCAGAUCCUCCUUCUGUCACUCUGGAUGCAUUCAGGACUCGGGUGAUGUUUGAAACAGGGAUGUCCUAACCCAGCGAGGUAGAGGAGGUUAAACAAGGCUGAUGGGAAAUGUGGCUGGAUUUGGUGAUGAAUACAAACCAGUAACUAAAACCAAAUCAGCUGGUAAUGAGUUAAUGACCAGCCAUAUUGUUGAAAACAGUGAGGACGUGGAGUUUAAAGCAUCCAAGUCUAAAGGUUUUUACAGAUACGCAAUGCUUUGUCAUGACAAUUUUUUCAUCUGAAGAUAUCUUUUCUUUUUUUUUAAUGAGUAUUCAGUAAACAAACACCUUUUCCAUCAAAGGCAACUGUUCAUGUGCGAAAAAGCGUCAAUUAGCGAACGCAUUUAACAAUCGGGGAGCUGGUUGUGGAAACGUCAUCACACUGCUGCAGGCUUGGCGGAGUCUCUCAUUCAGUUUGGCUGCAUCGAAUACGCAUGCUUCCAUACUAUUAGUAUGCAAAAAACAGUACGUAGGCUGUCUGAGUACUCAGUAGGCGUUUAAUAGUAGUCGAACGAUGCCUGUGUGUCUCAAAACCCUGUUUGGCAAGGUAAACAAAAAUUAUAAAGACUUUAAAGUGUAUGUAAUACCUUAUUGUAAUGCUUUAAAAUGAAUAUAUAUCAUGAGUAAUGACCAAAAUUAAUUAAUAAAGCGGGGGGGGAUAAGUAUUUAUUUUAUUAUCAAGCACAAAACUAUUGAUAAAUCGCGGCUUGUGGAUCCUGGAAAAAGGCAGCCUUGCCCCAGGGCUAAUCUCGCAUGAUGUCUCACGUGGAACCCCGGUUAUCUGGGUCAUUUCCGUUCAUCUGACUCCAUGCUUGUUUACUCGCCGAAAUUGGAUAUUGUUGUUGGAAUCUUACAAAAAUAACGAUGGGAAAGUGCAGAGUUGUUUGGAUGUUCAAAUUCAUAUACAGCAGGACAUUCAGUUCAUGAAUUUCCGAGAAAUGGCACCAAAGUGACAGUGGGUGAGGUUUGUGCAAACACAGCGGGCAGAUUUUGUCGCCUACUAAUAAUAAAUCUGAUUCAUCAAGUGUUCAUCACCACCAGAAUGACCACAUGGGAAUUAUUGGAGCAAAAAAGAAACCCGUUUAUUUCAUCAAUGACAUUUGAUCAGUUCGUUGAUUCCCCUAUUAUCGCCCACUUCAUAUUUUCUUUCAAUAAUUACACUGAAGAAGUGUACGUUUUAAGGAUUACAUUUCUGCAUUUUUUGAGAUACAUGUCAAUGUUUUCCGGCUAUUUUGCAGCGGCCAGCUUAGAAUAAAAAUCCACAAACCAAUCUGUGUUUCCAAUUUUCUCUGGCUGGUGGUGCGCUAUCAGCAGUGAGCGGGACUGUCGUGAACUGGCAGUUUCUCGUCUUGGGGGAUCGAAAAGAUAACCAUUUACUCCGGAAUAUCCAUGAUAGUUUUCUGCCCCUUCAUCCGAUAUAUGAGAAUCCCAAUCACUAUCAGAAUUCUCUCCAAAACGUGAUUCCAUAUCUUGACUGGUCGAACCACUGCUGUGCACAUGAACGAAAUUGAUACCUGGAUUGUUACACGUGUGACGUCAUGCACCCCUUCAGGAUCUUCCGGUUCAGUCUCUGCAGAUUCUGUGAAAAUUGGCUGAUCUUAUUGAUUUUCCAUUAAUUUAUGGCCUUUUGGAUCAGCUAUGGUUCGAAAACACAUGGUCAAUCAACAUAAUGAUUGUUGCUUUGUACAAGGAAAAAAAUUGGGUUUAGGAACAUUAAAUUCACUUUAAAGGGGGAAAAAAAACGAGACAUGAGCUUGGCAGUGAAAACGGUGGUUGUACAAUCCAUAGACGUAGCCUACUUUUGUGAUGUGGUGAAGUUUACUAUUAUCUCCCACCACUUUUUUUUUUUUUUGGAAAAGAAUAAACAGCAGCUCUUCAUCACUUGUUGACUCCAUCGUCACACAAUUGUUUUUGUUGAAUGCUCAUAUAAUCGCGUCAUGUUUAACGUGAAUAUUAAAGUUGUGAUAAAUUCGUCAAGUUUUUUCGCAUCACGUCAUGCCGUAUGUGUAAAGACCUUAAGGCUGCAUUUGAGGCUGGACAGGCAGAGGAAUACAUCAGGAAUGCAGACUAUAGUAGAAACACAGCAAGUUUGAACUAUAUUGUAUUAAAGUAUACAUUUUAAGGAAAUUUUUAAAAUGUUAACUAUUUUGUAUAGUUUACCGCUUUAACGUGGAGCACUUAAGAUAUGAAGACUUAACAUGUGACUAUGCAUGUGCGUACCUUUCGUACAUUAAAACGACACACUGAACGGCACGACAGCAAUUUCCUACUAUUAUGAGAUGUAUUCGUCUCUGUGGAGCAGUAUGGAACACGCGGACAAGCUCGCCAUCAUUGUGAUUGAUGUCAUGAGCUGCCUUGAAUUGAAAACCAUGACUAUAUAUAAAAUGUGUUGAAAAGUUUUUACUAAGUUUUGAAAAGAUUGGUAUGCAAAACAGGCUUUUCAGUAGGUUUGUAGGCUUCAUGAGAGUAUUUUUUUAUUCAGACUAAUUGUAAUAAAAAAAAUGGUUAGUGUUCAUACUAAAAAACAUACUUUCUAGAGUAGUACAUAAUUAUGUGGUUUGAGACACAGAUCUGGUCUGUUCAGUCCAUUGCAAAUAUCACAUAACUUCACACAAUACUGCCUAUACUGUUGGUAUGCGUUAUUUUGGUUGUGUACAAUUAAAGCACCAAAUGAAUUCAA